Messenger RNA from Lemur catta (Ring-tailed lemur), 953 nucleotides. Its product is annotated as alpha-endosulfine-like. Lineage: Eukaryota; Metazoa; Chordata; Mammalia; Primates; Lemuridae. Gene Ontology annotation, molecular function: protein phosphatase inhibitor activity. The transcript has a single exon. Gene Ontology annotation, cellular component: cytoplasm. The record is from RefSeq and is a predicted model, not a curated record. Bases 110 to 475 code for a protein of 121 amino acids.
UGACAGGAGCCGAAGCAGCAGCGCAGGUUAUCCCCGUUUCCCCCCCCCCUCCCUUCCCUUCUCCGGCUGACUUCCCGGGACCCCUACACUCCACAGUCCCGGUCCCGCCAUGUCCCAGAAACAAGACGAAGAGAACCCUGCGGAGGAGACCGGCGAGGAGAGACAGGACACACAGGAGAAAGAAGGUAUUCUCCCUGAGAGAGCUGAGGAGGCAAAGCUAAAGGCCAAAUAUCCAAGCCUAGGACAAAAGCCUGGAGGCUCCGACUUCCUCAUGAAGAGACUCCAGAAAGGGCAAAAAUACUUUGACUCAGGAGACUACAACAUGGCCAAAGCCAAGAUGAAGAAUAAGCAGCUGCCAAGUACAGGACCAGACAAGAACCUGGUGACUGGUGACCACAUCCCCACCCCACAGGAUCUGCCCCAGAGAAAGUCCUCGCUCUUCACCAGCAAGCUUGCGGGUGGCCAAGUUGAGUGAUGCUGCCCGGGGCUCCGCCAGAUCCUGAGACGCUGCCCCCCUGGGUCCUGUGCUGGCUCCUGCCUCUCCCUGCUUUUGCAGCCAGGGGUCAGGAGGUGGCUCGGGCGCGGGCUGGAGAGGCAGAAGCCCCUGCCCGUUGGUGUCCCAGGGCAUGGAGCCCCUUGGGCUGAGCACCAAGACCUUGAACCUUUUUAUUUUACCUUUUUUCCAAAUAACUGUUGGGAGAAAUCUCAAUGAAAUCCUGGGGGUAGGGUUGAGAGGGUGGGGUGGGAGACUUGGGAGAAUAUGAAUUAGGGCUUGGAGUUGAUAAAAACAUUCCUAACUAUCCUCCUCCUUGACCAUGUGACUGGUGUAGGGUAGGUGUGAAGGGGAGGAAGUGGAGUAGACUAAAGGUAAGGAGUUCUAGUUCAGUUCUGUGGAUAAAUGCCUUUGGAUAUGGCUGGAGACCUGGUGCCAGACAAAAGAAACUCAGUCUACA